AUGUCUCAUCGCAAGUUCAAUGCUCCACGCCGUGGUUCCCUCGGCUUCCUUCCACGUGGCCGUUCUCAUGCCGUCCGUGGCCGCGUACGCUCAUGGCCAAAGGAUGAUGCUUCCCAGAAGCCACAUCUUUGCGCUUUCAUCGGCUACAAGGCUGGUAUGACACACGUUCUCCGUGAUGUUGUCCGUCCAAACUCUCGUCUCCACAAGAAGGAGGCUUGCGAACCAGUCACAAUCCUCGAGACACCACCAAUGUUCGUUGUUGGUAUCAUCGGCUACAAGCCAACAGUUGAAGGCCUCAAGCCAGUCACAACAGUCUGGGCUUCCUACGUCAACGAAGAAGUCAAGCGUAACUACUACAAGAACUGGUACCAGUCCAAGGCUCGCAAGGCUUUCUCCUGCCUUUCCAACGGCAAGGCUGCUGAGAAGCGCGAGAAGCAACUCGAAAAACUCCAGAAGGAGGCUACAGUCAUCCGUGUCAUCGCUCACACACAGUCCGCCAAGACAACAACACGCGGUGUUGAUGCUAACGAGCAGGGCGCCAAGAAGGUCCUCAAGGGCAACCACCUUGGCCAGAAGAAGGCUCACAUGAUCGAAAUCCAGAUCAACGGUGGCGAUGUUGCUGCUAAGCUCAACUACGCCAAGUCCAUCCUCGAAAAGGAGAUCAAGGUCGCCGAUGUCUUCACAGAGGGCGAACAGAUCGACACAAUCGGUGUUGGCAAAGGUUUCGGUUGGGAAGGUGUUAUCCACCGUUACGGCACAAAGCGUCUUCAGAAGAAGACCCACCGUGGCCGCAGGAAAGUUGCUUGCAUCGGCCCAUGGAACCCAGCUCGUGUUCUUUGGUCAGUCGCUCGUUACGGUCAGCGCGGUUGCCACCACCGUACAGAGAUGAACAAGCGCAUCUACAGAAUCGGUGCUGCCGAAGUUGAGGGCAAGAUCAACGAGGGUGGUUCUACAUCCUUCGAUCUCACAAAGAAGUCCAUCAACCCAAUGGGUGGCUUCCCACACUACGGUCUUGUCAAGGAUGACUUCCUCAUGAUCAAGGGCUCCGUUGUCGGCACAGUCAAGCGCGCCAUCACACUCCGCAAGACAAUCAACAUCAACACACGCCGUAUCGCCACAGAAGAAAUCAACCUCAAGUGGAUCGAUACAGCUUCCAAGUUCGGACACGGCCGCUUCCAGACAAAGGAGGAGCGCUCCAAGUUCCUCGGCAAGCUGAAGAUCUCCAAGAAGAACGAAGCUCAGCAGUAA
Molecule: messenger RNA, 1248 nt
Organism: Trichomonas vaginalis G3
Lineage: Eukaryota; Parabasalia; Trichomonadida; Trichomonadidae
Product: 60S ribosomal protein L3-related family
Exons: 1
Coding region: 1-1248 (415 amino acids)
Biological process (GO): translation; ribosomal large subunit assembly
Cellular component (GO): cytosolic large ribosomal subunit; ribosome
Molecular function (GO): RNA binding; structural constituent of ribosome
Source: RefSeq, a predicted model, not a curated record